Messenger RNA from Knipowitschia caucasica, 2955 nucleotides. Lineage: Eukaryota; Metazoa; Chordata; Actinopteri; Gobiiformes; Gobiidae. The record is from the annotation of a GenBank genome assembly.
AUGGCCGCCGACCUGGGCUCUCCUCAGCGGUUCUUCCACAUGCCGCGGUUCCAGCACCAGGCCCCGCGGCAGGUCUUCUACAAAAGGCCUGACUUCGCCCAACAGCAGGCCAUGCAGCAGCUGACCUUCGACGGCAAGCGCAUGAGGAAGGCCGUCAACCGCAAGACCAUCGACUACAACCCCACGGUCAUCCGCUACCUGGAGAACCGACUGUGGCAAAGAGAUCACCGGGAUCAGAGGGCGAUCCAGCCAGACGCAGCCUGUUAUAAUGAGCUCGUGCCUCCACUGGGCAUGCUCAGUAACCCUAUGAACGCCGUCACCACCAAGUUUGUCCGAACGUCAACGAAUAAAGUCAAGUGUCCAGUAUUCGUCAUCAGGUGGACGCCUGAAGGCCGCCGUCUCGUCACCGGAGCGUCCAGUGGAGAAUUCACACUGUGGAACGGACUCACCUUCAACUUCGAGACCAUCCUGCAGGCCCACGACAGCCCGGUGCGAGCCAUGACCUGGUCUCAUAACGACAUGUGGAUGUUAACGGCCGACCACGGAGGCUACGUCAAGUACUGGCAGAGCAACAUGAACAACGUCAAGAUGUUUCAGGCACAUAAGGAGGCCAUCAGGGAGGCCAGUUUCUCUCCGACCGACAACAAGUUUGCCACAUGCUCCGAUGAUGGAACUGUUCGCAUCUGGGACUUCAUGCGCUGCCACGAGGAGAGGAUCCUCCGAGGUCACGGUGCAGACGUGAAGUGUGUGGACUGGCACCCGACCAAAGGCCUGGUGGUGUCGGGAAGUAAGGACUCACAGCAGCCAAUCAAAUUCUGGGACCCAAAGACCGGACAGAGUCUGGCAACACUGCACGCACACAAAAACACGGUGAUGGAGGUGAAGUGGAACCUGAACGGGAACUGGCUCCUGACGGCGUCUCGGGACCAUCUGUGCAAACUGUUCGACAUCCGCAACCUGCGCGAGGAGCUGCAAGUGUUCAGGGGCCACAAGAAAGAGGCCACAGCCGUGGCGUGGCAUCCGGUGCACGAGGGUCUGUUUGCGAGCGGAGGUUCUGACGGCUCGCUGCUCUUCUGGCAGACAGGGGUGGAGAAGGAGGUGGGCGGCAUGGAGAUGGCCCAUGAGGGGAUGAUCUGGAGUCUGGCCUGGCAUCCGCUGGGACAUAUCCUGUGCUCGGGAUCCAACGACCACACGAGUAAAUUCUGGACCAGGAAUCGUCCCGGUGACAAGAUGAGAGACCGCUACAACCUGAACCUGCUCCCGGGGAUGUCAGAGGACGGGCUGGAGUACGAUGAUGUGGAGCCAAACCCCCUGUCGUCGAUCCCGGGAAUGGGGAUCCCAGACCAGCUGAAGGCGGCGAUGGAGCAGGAGCAGAGCAAUAAAGACGCGGCGGACGACCUGGAGAUGUCCAUCCCGGGGCUGGACUGGGGCAUGGACGAGGUCAUGGGCAAAGACUCAAAGAAAGUCCCCCAGAAGAAAGUUCCCUACGCCAAGCCAAUCCCAGCGCAGUUCCAACAGGCUUGGGCUGAGAAUAAGGUCCCUCUGGCUCCUCCCCCUGGAAUGGGCCCCGACCGAAAACUCGACCAGGGCCAAAACCCAAGUGACAUGGGCCCAAUGCAGUUCCAGAACCCACAAAUGAUGCAGAUGAAGAUGAACCCAGACAUGGGCCCCCCUCCGGGCCCAGGGCACGGUGGCCCUGGGGGUCCCAUGGGGCAGUUCCCUGGGGGCCCAGGGUCUGGGGGGCCUCCUCAAGGCUUUAACCCCAAAAUGGGCCCCGGAGGGCCACCCUUCAUGGGCCCUGGACACAUGGACAUGCAGCGUCACUCUGGACCCCCCAGGAACAUGGGCCCCCAGGGGCCUCAUGGCAUGGGCCCCCCCAGGGUUAUGAUGGGCCCUCCUCCGAGAGGUAUGGGCCCCCACGACCAACAGAUGGGCCCUCAGGGAAACAUGAUGGGCCACCCCAGAGGCCAUGGCCCCAACAACUUCAUGCAGGGACCAGGGAACAUGGGCUCCCAAGGGCCUGGAAACAUGGGUCCCCAGGGACCAGGAAACAUGGGAUCCCAAGGGCCUGGAAACAUGGGGCCCCAAGGGCCUGGGAACAUGGGGCCCCAGGGACCUGGAAACAUGGGACCCCAAGGGCCUGGGAACAUGGGGCCCCAAGGGCCUGGGAACAUGGGGCCCCAGGGACCUGGAAACAUGGGACCCCAGGGACCUGGAAACAUGGGACCCCAAGGGCCUGGAAACAUGGGGCCCCAAGGGCCUGGGAACAUGGGCCCCCAGAGGCCCUUCAUGCACCAGGGGCAGAACCAGGGGCCAAUGAUGCACGGCAUGGGCCCCCAGGGGCAACAGGGGCACCAGGGGCCUAACAACGACCCCCGGGGGCCCCCACACCACAUGGGCUCCUCUCAGGACCAGUACUGGGAGCAGGACUAUGACUCUGGGAAGGACUGGAGGCCCCAAGGCUUUGGAGGAGGGGGCCGGGGCCACAGGGGCGGAAAUGGCGGAAACUGGGGUCCCGAGGGCUUCGGUGGGGAAUUCAGAGGGGGCCGUGGGUUCAGAGGGGGGGGCCGCGGGGGCCACAACAGAGGUUUCCAGGAAGAGUAUGGGUCCCAAGACGAAGGCUUCGAUGAGUCUGAAGACAGAAACUGUGGCUGGAACGGGAGAGGAGGCCCCAGAGGAGGCCCCCGAGGAGGAGGGCCUUCCAGAGGAGGAGGACAUGACGGCUUCCAGGGGCCCAUGAUGGACCAGGGAGGCCGGUCGGGGUCUCUGCAGGAGAUGGACAUGUCCUCACUGCCCCCAAGAAAGCGGCCCUGGCAGGAAGGCCCCGGGACAGAGGAGGGCCCAGAGGGUCGACCACGUGAAGACGGAGGAUUUGGGCCCCCACCAGGACGUGGACGAGGUUGGGGUCCCCGGUCCAGAGGAGGGCCCCCCAUGAGAAGAGGGAGGGGCCGCUAG